AUGCCGCCGAAAAGACGUCUUCCUUCGUUAGGGCUUGAUAGAAGGGUACGGGUGAGACGGGAAGACGAAUGGCAACCGGACACAACGCUUACGGAUGACGAAUCUGGGUCCGACGUUUCUGAAGCGGCAUUCGACCGUGAUGACGGUAUGAGGCAGCGCGAAACGUCACCGUCAGAGACCAGUUCAGGCACUGCUUCAGAGGGGGAAGAAGGUUCGGACGAAGAGACGGCCCCAGUUAACAUAUCCGCCGUCUCCUUCGGCGCCCUCGCCCGAGCACAAGCUUCUCUACCACCACCCGAGCGCAGAGCGAAAAAAGCUGGUGCUGAAAUGACAGAGGACGAUUCCAACGCAAAAAUCUCCAUCCGGGAACCCAGGAAGAAGGAGGAAAAGGUCAAGCCUCCCAAACGCAGCUCCAAACACGCACCUCAGGAGCAGUCGUCCAAGAAGCCCGUAUCUCGCCGGCGCGAAAUACUGGCGGAUCCUCGUCGCAAGUUCCGCGAUCCGCGUUUCGACCCCCCCACCGGCCACUUCGACGAGAGCAAGUCCAAGAAGGCGUACGCUUUCCUCGACGACUACCGUGACAGCGAAAUCGCCGACCUACGGGCCCAAGUGAAAAAGACCAAGGACGGAGACGCGAAGGAGGUCCUCAAGCGCCAGCUGCUGUCCAUGGAGUCGAAGAAGAAGACACGUCUGCGCAAGGAGGAGGCCGAGAGGGUGCUGGCCGAGCACCGGCAGCAGGAGAAGGAUCUCGUAGCCCAGGGAAAGAAGCCGUUUUAUCUCAAGAAGAGCGAGCAGAAGAAGCAAAUGCUAACAAAUCGAUACGAGAGCAUGAGCAAAGGACAGGUCGAAAGGGCCAUUGAGAGGAAGCGGAAGAAGAUGGCAGGCAAGGAGAAGAAGGAGUUGGGGGCGCUGGAGCGAGUGAGAAGCCGUCGAUGA
Molecule: messenger RNA, 936 nt
Organism: Drechmeria coniospora
Lineage: Eukaryota; Fungi; Ascomycota; Sordariomycetes; Hypocreales; Ophiocordycipitaceae
Product: rRNA biogenesis protein RRP36
Exons: 2
Coding region: 1-936 (311 amino acids)
Biological process (GO): maturation of SSU-rRNA from tricistronic rRNA transcript (SSU-rRNA, 5.8S rRNA, LSU-rRNA)
Cellular component (GO): nucleolus; 90S preribosome
Source: RefSeq, a predicted model, not a curated record